GCCGCGCUUCUGUCGGACGUCCCUGAAAAUUCAGGAGCUGCAUCGAUGGGCUCGCUUUACUGCGGACACAUCUUCUCUAUGGCGGCGCUUCUGUGUGACUCCUGCAGGCUUGUCAUGAACUCGCCUCAGCUGGACUACGAAGCUAAGGUCGAGUGCCUCCGCAGAGCACUAACUACAGCCGGCGAAGCUGCUGAACGAGGUGCCCCUGCCCGCAUGGCAGCGCUGGUGGACUGCUUGCGGGACGCUUUCCUGUCGUCGGAUGUUCCCGAGGAAGCUCGCUUGACCCUACUCGAACUUCUAGAGCUGCGUGCUUCAGGCUGGAAACUAUCCCUGCAACAGCAGCUUUACUAUACCAGCCUCAACGACGCUGCCGAAGACGAAUAUGGCAAUAAUCAAAACUUGUCACUUCUUCCAUGCCGCGCCGCCGAAUGAGACUUUAUUACAGUUUGUACUCGGAGACGAAAGCCAACCGUCCAAACGUUUCCCAUGGCGCUCAAGGGCAGCCUCUUUUUUUCCCCUUUUAAAUAAACUAAGGACUUUUUUUAGAAGC
Rhipicephalus microplus (southern cattle tick) is the source of this 550-nucleotide messenger RNA. RefSeq names its product MIF4G domain-containing protein B-like. The record is from RefSeq and is a predicted model, not a curated record. NCBI's taxonomy places the organism in Eukaryota, Metazoa, Arthropoda, Arachnida, Ixodida, Ixodidae.